Molecule: messenger RNA, 1794 nt
Organism: Diversispora eburnea
Lineage: Eukaryota; Fungi; Glomeromycota; Glomeromycetes; Diversisporales; Diversisporaceae
Source: the annotation of a GenBank genome assembly
AUGGCAGAAUUUGAUAAAAUAAAUUCAUUGUUGAAUCAAUUAAAUCUGAAUGAAGAAGAAGAUAACUUUAUUGAAAAUUUAAAAUUAUUAAUAUCUGGUCUUCGAAAAUAUAAAAAUGUUAUAAUUGAUCAAAAUUUAUCACCUAAAGUUAUAAAGGAUGAAUGGUCUAAAGUGACGAAAACCAUGGAAAUAUUUGCUAAUUCUGCAAAGAAAGAAAAGUCACGAGAUCCACUUGGAAAUAUUGGAGCCAUUGAAUUAAUUAUUGAGUUUAUAAAUUUAAAUAAUCAAAAUGAUACUCAAUCUUAUUCCUCUGUGGUUGAUUUUCAAUGUUUUAGAGCACUUGCUAAUAUUUGUAUUUCAAAUGACAAUAAUAGAAAAAAGUUUUUAGAUUCUGGAGGAAUCAAUGCUUCUUUGAUUUGCAUCAGAAAAUGUAAAGAUUUAGAGACAAUUCGAGGAGCAUGUGCAACAUUAUUAAAUGCUGGAAUGAAUUAUGAUAUUGUUAAUACUGAAAUUGUAAAAUUAGAUGGUCUGGUUAUACUUGCUCAUUUACUUGAACCUAAAAGUAUUUUAGAAAGUCAUGUUGACAAUAUUGAUUUAGCACGAAUGACGAUAUAUUAUUCUACUCGUGUGAUGUUAAAUUUAGUGGGAACAGAGAAGGGAAAACAAAAAAUUGCAAACAAACAGGUUAUUUCUUCUUUGGUACAUCUUUUAUCUUACACCUCAUCAGAGAAUGCCAUAGAAGAUGAUGUUGAUAUAUUAGAAAAUGUUGUGGAAAUUUUGGAAAGUGUGGCAAUAGAUAAUGAUGAAAUUCAAUUAAUUUUGGUUCAAGAUGGAUUAUUUCCUAUAUUAUUGGACUUUUUGGAAUUGUCUAAACCACCAAAUAAUUGUGAAGAACACAUUACUAAAAGUUAUGGUGAAUGCAAGGCUGCUAUUUUGAAAGUGAUUGUAGCAAUAACAAAUAAAAAUAUGAGUCCUUUGUUUAAUGAUUCUGUUGUUUUUCAUCGUUUUCUUCAUUGGUUAAAUUUGGGACCACAGAGGGAUGAUCUUCAGAUGUGUGCUGCUUUGUCUUUAGGAAAUCUGGCAAGAACAGAACCACUUGUAAAUGUUUUAAAAACCAGUGAUAAUAUUAAAGUACAACAUGCUGUUGUUGGUGUUUUAAAGAAUUUAUCACUUCCAGUUCAAAAUAAGAAUAUCAUUGGAUCUCUUGGUAUUAUUGAAAUUGCAUCACCUUUAUUAGAAAAAGAUACUGUUCAACCUAUUCAAUUAGGAAUAAUUGGAAUAUUUAAACAUUUAUCCAACCAAAAUGGAGAAAAAUUAAAUAAUUCUGAAAAACCACUUGAUCUUUUAUUAAAAUUAAUUCAAAGAACUGAUGAAAUAGCUGUUAAAAGUGAAGGAACUCGUGUAUUGGUUAAUCUUGUUAAAAAUAUUUGGAAUACUUCCAUUAAUACUUUACGCUUAGAAUUAAACAGAAAAGAAAUAGUUCAAUCUAUUGUAAAUAUUAUAAUAGAAUCAAAAUAUUCAAUACUUCAAAAUGAAGGUAUAAUUGCUUUGACCUUAUUAAUUAUGGAUGAUUCAGCAAAAGUUGGUGGAGCUUUAUUUGACAUCUUACAAAACAAUCAACAAAAAUAUGCUGAUGAAUUGAAAUUUAACGUUUGUUUGUUACUUGAAAAUGCUAUAAAUUUAGCCAAUGAGAAUGAGUCUCAAGAAAAUAAUAAUAAUAAUCAAGAAACUGCAAAUAUUUCGGAAGAAUUAAGAAAUGCAAUAGAAAAAAUUACUAAUUUAUUUGUUAUCUAA